AUGAUUCCUAGCAUCAAUACACUCGUCAACAGUCUCCCCCAAUAUGGGACUGCACCAAAAAUCGCUAAAAACGAUCAAGCGACAUGUUCGAUUAACAACAUACACACAAGGGAGUUGGAUGUGGACGCCAAGUCUAUUCAUUCACUGUCGGAACAGUCGUCUUCAUUAUCAUCACCACGCUCGUCUCCGAUAUCGAGCACAGAUUCGAUUAAUACCCACAAUUUAAAAACAUCUCACUCUCUUGACUUGAUCAUAAAAUCACUUAAAGAUCCACUCACAGAUGACAACAUCCGCAGACACUCAGAGCUUCUUUUAUCUGACUUUGAUGCCUCAUUAUCAGCGAAUGCAAUUACUAUGUUGGCAAACUAUAACAUCUCACCCACAGGUGACGAGCACGGACUGUACUUGGCGGUAGAUUUGGGUGGAUCCACACUUCGAGUUGCGGUUGUUGAUCUUGCACCACAAAGUGAAAGCAUUUCCAGGUCUGAUCGAAUAAAGGUUGUUCUUGAAGAAAAAUGGCUCAUAUCGAACGAGUACAAGGUAAUUAAUCGCAGCUUCUUCAAGUUUAUUGGGUCCAAAAUUACGGAAAUCAUUGACAAGCAAGAGACAUUGAACCCGUCUCAAACUAUCAAGGUUGGUAUCACCUGGUCUUUCCCGUUGGACACAACAAGUCACAACAAUGGUAAAAUAAGACACGUAUCAAAAGGAUACACAAUCGGAGAUGACGUGUAUGACAAAGAUUUGAAACACUUGUUUGAAUCCAUUUUACAAGAAGAGUUUGAUUUGCUGUUUGACAUCAAGUCCAUUUUGAACGAUUCCUUGGCAGUUUAUGCAGCAGGCGCGUUUUUGGAUGACAAAAUGAGAUUAGCCAUGGUUUUGGGGACAGGUUUCAACAUGUGCUGCUCUUUAGAUGCAAGUAAGGACUACAUGCAUGCAAGCAAGUUGAUUGACAGAAAGAUGCUCUUCAAUACUGAAUUGUCAUUAUUUGGACAACAUUUGUGUGAUGACUUUAGUACAAAGUAUGACGCAGUGAUUGAUAACCGCUUUGAUAACUUCAAGCACCAUUUCAAAACAUACUUGCAACCAGACCCGAAUUCCAACCUCAUUUUCCAACCACACGAGUUGAUGACUAGUGGACGGUACUUGCCUGAAUUGACUCGGUUGGUCCUAGCUGAUUUGAUUGGAAAGAAGGAGAUUUUCACAAAUUUUGAUAGUGAGGAGUUGAAUACAAUCGAGACAGUCAAGUAUGAUGGGUUUGAAGGUGAGCUUAUGUGUUUUAUCAGCGAAUGUGAUGACUUUGAGGCUGUGGGUGAGAAGAUGCGUGACGUGUACCACUGGGACAAAAUCGUUUUGGAUUCUGACAUUGCCAUCAUCAAACACGUCAUUAAAGCAAUUGUGCAGAGGGCAGCCUUUAUAGUAGCAAAUGCAAUCAUUGCAUUUUUCAAGCUUCUUAAAAAAUACAACAGGUCAGAGGAUUUGAAAGGACUAUUGACAAUUGGAUACGUUGGAUCGGUGUUGAACCAUUUCCAUAGUUACAGAAACUCGGUGAUUGAUUACGUCAACAUGAGUGAAGACGCCAGAACUUGUGGUUACAAAAUUGACUUGAAGUUGAUUGAAAAUAGUUCCAUAAUCGGUGCAGCAAUCGGCGCAGCCUAUUAUUCUAAAUAA
This is a messenger RNA of Lodderomyces theae, 1668 nucleotides long. RefSeq names its product hexokinase 1 (gene HXK1). The transcript has a single exon. The coding region runs from base 1 to 1668 and encodes 555 amino acids. Gene Ontology annotation, molecular function: fructokinase activity; D-glucose binding; mannokinase activity. Lineage: Eukaryota; Fungi; Ascomycota; Pichiomycetes; Serinales; Debaryomycetaceae. The record is from RefSeq and is a predicted model, not a curated record. Gene Ontology annotation, biological process: glycolytic process; intracellular glucose homeostasis; glucose 6-phosphate metabolic process. Gene Ontology annotation, cellular component: mitochondrion; cytosol.